Messenger RNA from Rotaria sp. Silwood1, 561 nucleotides. The record is from the annotation of a GenBank genome assembly. NCBI's taxonomy places the organism in Eukaryota, Metazoa, Rotifera, Eurotatoria, Philodinida, Philodinidae.
AUGAGUCAAUAUAUUGAAUUGCAAGCCCGACGCGAAAACGCUCGUUUAGUGAUCCCGGAUUCCAAAGAUCCAAAAGCAGUUGAUCCUAUCACCGGCUAUGCUCAAGAACCACUUCUCCCGCUUGCUACCGCAUGCACACCAUUGAUUCCUAUUAUCUUUAAUAUAUUACAUUAUGUUUCGAUUGCUCUGGAAAACACUCCACAUUAUCCAUCAGAUGGUCUGACAAGUGACGAAUCAGCUUCGAUUUAUCUCUACACCAUGGAGUGGAGUGGUGGACAUAGAAGUCUCUAUACUAUUCUCAAUGAAACACUGAGAACACCUGAUCGUGAACAAUUAAAACCGUGGUUCAAGUACUUAAAACUUUUACUGACUGCUUUGGUCAAAAUACAAUGCGCAUCUCAACAGACGGUUUGGCGUGGAAUACGAAAAAAUCUGAGUCCUGAAUUUCCACGGGGAACUCAAGUGAUUUGGUGGGGUUUAUCAUCUUGUACAACAACGCUUCCUGUAUUAGAGAAUGAUCUCUUUUUGGGUGCAUGUCUUUAUCCAAAAAAUCCUGAGUAA